Sphaeroforma arctica JP610 is the source of this 2971-nucleotide messenger RNA. RefSeq lists its product as hypothetical. The record is from RefSeq and is a predicted model, not a curated record. Lineage: Eukaryota; Ichthyosporea; Ichthyophonida. Bases 110 to 2473 code for a protein of 787 amino acids. Gene Ontology annotation, molecular function: protein binding. The transcript has a single exon.
CAUAAACUCACAUAAAUGUGUAUACUUAUGUUGUUUAGACUGCAUAUAUAUACAUGCAUAUAGUGGAUAGCAUGCAGCGCACACAUACAGGAAAACAUAAGUUGAAGAGAUGAUGCGGCGAGCGUUUAGCCUUGCUUUGGAGAGGCAAUCGGGAGUGAACAUUGGUGGGGGGCUGUUUGCGAGAAGUCCGGUAAACAUACAGAUAAAUUUAAACAAUAGGUUACAUCGACAUGUAGCUAUUAAAUUCGAGCGAAGGUGUUCAUCGCAACAGGCAAGUCAUAUGGCAAAUGCGAGUCAUAAUACGAAAGAGAAGAGUCAAACAACACAGCAUAGCCAUACAACACAGAAAAGUCAUACUUCGGAACAGAAAAAUUAUAUAUCGAAGCAGGAAAGUGCUGCUAUGAAAAAAAGAGACCCUUCAGUGUGGCUCAAUCGUAUCUUAGAACAGCAAAACGUACAGAAGGUACGCAAAGUGGAUAAAACAUUCAGCCAGCUUGAAAAUCAUCCAGCCUAUAGCAAGAGGCUCCUCCGACACUUGCAAGUAUUGAAUUAUCCGCAAGCCGACACCUACUACACGCACGUAAUAAAAGCGCAUGCAAUCGCGGGAUUAACUCGUGAUGCGUUGGCUCUGGUUGAUGAGAUGCAGGAGAGAGGCACACAGCCUACUUCAAGAACAUAUUGGGCUAUAACGGUCGGUCUGGCACAUAGUAGUGAGGAUAUACUUACUAUAGCGCAAGACCUGGAAACACGUAUGAUAGACAUAGGUUACCAGCCUACAGCGCGUUUCUACCAAACACUUGUGAACACCUUCAUAAAGAAGCGCAUGUCGCGGGAUGCUAUCACUCUUCUACAUCGUAUGCAAUGGUCAGGUCUUAACGAUGCCGAAGUUAAAGAUAUGAUGUAUAGAGCCUAUCACGGAAUUCUCAUAGAUACCUUCGGCUCACUUGCCAUGUCAAAGUUGGACAGUGAAGACCUGAUGGGUGCAAAUGUGGCUACACGAUAUAUCACAGUGUUGGAUGAGAUGGUCGAGACAGGGCUUGCUCCUACUGUGGCCACUUAUACUGUGAUAUUCAACGAGUUGUUCUACUUACGGGGAGAUAGAGUGCAGGCUACGAAGCUGGUAGAAGACCAUAUGUAUGGCGCACAGACAAUAACACCCGACAAAAAGUGCUACGACAAUUUGAUUCGCCUGUACGACCGAUCACUCGAAUGGCAGAGGUGUUUGCGGGUGCUACGAAGCGCACAGCAGGACGGACACCAUAUGGAAAGGUGGCAUUAUAACGCAGUUAUAUCCACGCUGAGAAAGACGGGAGAUAUAGAAUGUGUCACGAAGCUUCUCCAUGAGAUGAAGGUGUAUGGCUUGACGCCCUCUACACUCACCUACACACUCGCUGUCGGAGUACAUCAUGUACAUAAGGAAUGGGAAGCUGCCUUAGAGCUUUGUAACAAAGUAACCGACCCCGACGCGCUACUCUACAACCGAACUAUGGGUGUGUGCUGUGCAGCCGGACAGCUUGACGCAACGCUGCAAUUGUAUGCUGAGAUGCAGAAAAAGGGUUUGAAACCUGAUCAUCGCACGUACCGUAAUCUGUUGUGGCUGUAUGGGGGCAAAGGCAUGUAUGUAGAAGCCCGGGAGAUAUUCGAGGUCUACAAGAAGUAUGAUGCACGUGCUGGCAAGGAUGUAUGUGAUACCUCGCGGUAUCACCAUCUAGAUCGCCGAGAUUUCCGGAGUUUGAUGCUCGCGUACUCAAAUGGCGGUGCGUAUGACCAGGCCAUUGGCGUCUUCCGGGAGAUACGAACAGCGGGUCUCGCUCCCGGCACCAGUGAGUAUUCUGACGUUAUCCGUGUGUGCAGUAAGGCGGGGAAGUGGCAAUUGGGAAUGGAGUUUAUGAGAGAGCUGUCUCGAUUAGGCGUGCGAUACGUGGGUGAGGAAGGCACGACGCUGGAGGAAGUCCGUAUCCAGCGGGAAACGCUGAAGCAAGAGAGGACCAUACAUUUGGGGAAUGUCACGUACAUGCGUAUGUUUGAGGAGAACGGGCUAGAACGAGCUUCUGAUCAGAUGUACGGACAUCUCACUGGGCGCGGGAAGGCGUACUGGGAAAUGUGGUCUGCGAUGCACAACACCGGUGUGCUGGACGUACACGAGCAUACGCUACACAUGGUACCCGUGCUGGUGAAGAGAUGGCUCAGCGUGCUCAAAGAUCAGUACGCAACCGGCUCGAGCGAUCCGUACGCACAGGCACAGCACAGUGGAGAGACUGGGAGAAAUACGGGUCUACUGAGAAUGCCUCCAUUCUUCGCUUUCGCCGCGGGGCUGGGCAUAGGUUCUGCAGUGGAGGGUGCAGUUUUGGGCCCUCACUUGGAGGCAGAGCUUCUAAAGCAAGACCCACCUAUCCAUUGCGUGGCGCAUCGGCUGGGAGAGGUUGUUCCUGAGUCAACGGAUGUGCAACGAUGGCUGGAUUGUAAUCAGUAGGUGCAUCUCAGCUAUAUACAUUCGCGAAUAGACAUUCCACAAACGCUCUUGGCAUCUGAUGUCUUGACCUGGCAUGUUUUCCAAUAGACUAUCCUCGGACGAAGAGUUCAAUGUAUGUCCGACAAUCCAAAACAGCAAGCGCUGUAUCAAUUGCGCAGUUUCAUUCUGAGUGCGGAUUCUGAUUGAAAAUUUAGGGAUAUCGCGGAUUACAAGAGAAACCUACAUGGCUUUUGACAUGGAUGAGCUAUAGUCAUAUAGAUUUACUGCAAUUACUUGUCUUGUAGUCACUGUCCGGCUGUGCCACAACUUCGCUUCAGAAGUUUCGAAUUGGUGUACGAAGAACAAUACCAAAUGAAGCAGCCGUCUGUACUUGUAUUCGAUCGCAUGGGUAUAACACCGCAAGCUUUCACCAAUGAUAUCGAACAUCCCACGCGUCAUCGAAAGAAAUAAGAUACCAGAUACCAAACUUGAACUGCCAAUAUAUAUAUAACAUCAGAU